UCACUUUGACAUCUGCUCACUGCUGUCAUAGUUUGACAGAUAACAUUUGUUUCGCAUUUGCUUGGUGGUGCACAUUUUUGUGGUUAUCAUAUAAAAACAGUGCUUAUAAUUCGGAAACAUCAGAAUGGACAGCAAGUACCGGCGCAAUGGUCGUUUGAUCGACAUUGUGGACGAGGAGUGGCGGGCUGAGCAGCUGCCUCACGAGGACAUCCAGGUCCCGCUGGAGGAGCUGCCUGACCCUGAGGCUGACAGUGCUGACUCCCAUCUUACGCUAAAAGAACAGAGCAUGCGCUGGCAAGAGAAUUUCCCGGAGCCCGCUAGCAAUAAUCAAAACUAGGAACAAAUAAACAUAAGAGAACAAAUCCCAAAAUAUUUGAACUCACAAGCUAAAUUAUUGACCACAAGAUGUAUCAUAAUAGAAACAGAAAAAAUUGCAAAAAAGACCCAUGGAGCCCUAACUAUAUUGAAGCAGUUU
Molecule: messenger RNA, 475 nt
Organism: Helicoverpa zea (corn earworm)
Lineage: Eukaryota; Metazoa; Arthropoda; Insecta; Lepidoptera; Noctuidae
Product: anaphase-promoting complex subunit 13
Exons: 3
Coding region: 125-337 (70 amino acids)
Biological process (GO): protein K11-linked ubiquitination
Cellular component (GO): anaphase-promoting complex
Source: RefSeq, a predicted model, not a curated record